AUGACGGCCUCCACACCAGCCGUGUUUCCUGCUCCUGUGAUGGUGAAUUGGGCUCCUGAUCUACCACCACUGAAGGAUCAGAGGAAGAUGACCGAGAUUGACCCCCCUGAGGUUCUGGCGCACUUUGGCAGGGCUGAAACCACUGAGCCUCCUGCUCUGCUGCCAGUGGUCCUCACGCCUGCAGCCCCUGUGGAGUCUCUUCAGCCUACACGUCUGUUGCAGAACUCUGCCCUGGCAAUGGACGGUCUUCCAGCUGCCCGCCUGGAUUCUGCCCUGGCAAUGGACGUUCUUCCAGAUGCCCACCUGGAUUCUGCCCUGGCAAUGGACGGUCUCCCGGCCGCCCACUUGAACUUGGCCAGUGGUCUGGAUUGUCUUCAGGACGGCCACCCAAACUUUUGUUACCAUGCAUGUACUCAGGGCCACUCCUAUAAGUUCCUGAUCUAUUCCUGCCUGCUGCUGUUCUCCAUGUUGCUCUCCUUGAGGCUGGAUGGAGUCAUUCAGUGGAGCUACUGGGCUGUUUUCACCCCAAUAUGGCUGUGGAAGCUGUUGGUGAUCAUCGGGGCUUCUGUGGGCACCGGAGUGUGGGCUCACAACCCUCAGUACAGGGCUGAAGGAGAGACGUGCGUGGAAUUCAAAGCCAUGCUGAUCGCUGUAGGGCUCCACGUCCUGCUGCUGAUGUUUGAAGUGUUGGUUUGUGACCGUGUGGCGAGGGGAGACUACUUCUGGCUCCUUGUCUUCAUGCCUCUCUUCUUCGUGUCCCCUGUUUCUGUAGCAGCCUGUGUCUGGGGCUUUAGACACGAUCGCUCCCUUGAGCUGGAGGUGUUGUGUUCAGUAAAUAUUCUGCAGUUCAUCUUUAUCGCUUUAAGGCUCGACGGGAUCAUCAAGUGGCCUUGGCUGGUGGUUUGUGUCCCUCUGUGGAUCCUCAUGUCCUUCUUGUGCCUCGUUGUCCUCUACUACAUCAUCUGGUCAGUCCUCUUCCUGCGCUCCAUAGACAUCAUCGCCGAGCAACGGAGAACUCACAUCACCAUGGCGAUCAGCUGGAUGACCAUUGUUGUACCUCUUCUCACGUUUGAGAUCCUUCUGGUGCACAAGCUGGAUGGUCACAACAGUCUCAGCUACGUGUGUGUGUUCGUCCCCCUGUGGCUCUCCCUGCUCACACUCCUGGCCACCACCUUCGGCCAAAAAGGAGGAAACCACUGGUGGUUCGGCAUCCGUAAGGAUUUCUGCCACUUCUUGUUAGAGCUCCUUCCCUUCCUGAGAGAAUACGGUAACGUGUCCUACGACCUGCAACGCAGCGAGGACCCCGAGGCGAUUGAGGAUCUUCCCGUCCCCGAGCCGCCACCAAAGAGCGCCCCCAUGUUCCACAAAAAGACCGGUGUGGUGAUCACACAGAGCCCCGGGAAGUACUUUGUCCCGCCGCCUAAGCUCUGCAUCGACAUGCCAGACUAACAGCGUGUCGGUGCUGGAGUGACUGCGGCUGCUGGACUCGUGACGUUUAAACUAAUAAAGGCCAAACAGCAGAGGACAGCUUGAUUUUAUCUGCUAGCCUGAAGGAUUCAC
This is a messenger RNA of Nematolebias whitei (Rio pearlfish), 1560 nucleotides long. It is a transcript of the gene tmem185a, whose product is annotated as transmembrane protein 185. The record is from RefSeq and is a predicted model, not a curated record. The transcript has 9 exons. NCBI's taxonomy places the organism in Eukaryota, Metazoa, Chordata, Actinopteri, Cyprinodontiformes, Rivulidae. The coding region runs from base 1 to 1449 and encodes 482 amino acids.